CCGUAGAGUUUCUCAAACACCUCUAUAAAAAGAGUCCUAUCCUAGCUACAAAUGUGGGAUGCAAGGGGCAAAUUGACAGUCAGCAUGGGUAGAAACUUGAAAAAUGUAGUGAUAGCUUUUGUGGCUCCUCUUCCCUCCUUAAUUUUCUACCUCUAUUUCCUGGGCUACUGCAGUGAAAAUGGGUGUGGUGUUUCUUCUCCAGGCAAUAGCAGCAGCGGCACCUAUCUGUCGCCUCUGUGGAAUUGGUGCUACAACCACCCUAUACUACUCGCCAAUCUCUUCUUCCUCCUCAACGUUGAUCUCCUCUUUUGGCUCAUUGGUCUCCUCCAAUCUAGCAACUGGUUGAUAGAUGUUUAUUGGACAGUCAUACCAGUCUUGCUUUUGCAUUACUACGCAACUCACCCUCUUGCAAAGUUCAAUCUAUGGAGGUCAAGGGCUGUGAUGCUGAUAACAUGGGUGUGGGCUAUGAGGCUUAGUCACAACUACUUCCGCCGCGAAAAGUGGCAGUGGGGUGCCAGAGAGGACUGGAGAUUCACUGAUAUGCACCGAGAGUAUGGCAAAAGUUGGUGGUGGGUCUCCUUCUUUUCCAUCUACGUUGCUCAGCAGGUGUUUCUGAUCGGAGUCUGCAUGCCUUUUUAUGUCAUCCACUCAGUUGACAAGCCAUGGAAUUUCUGGGAUUUCGUAGCCGUUGUCAUCUGCAUAACAGGUAUAGUCAUUGCGUAUAAUGCCGACACACAACUCUACAAUUUCGUGACAAGAAACGAAAAACUAGAACAACUCGGCGAGCCUGUCUUGCCAAAUCUUGACAAGGGCCUCUGGCGUUACUCUCGGCACCCCAACUACUUUGGAGAGCAAUUGUGGUGGUGGGGACUGGUCGUCUUUGGGUGGAACCUUGGGUAUGGUUGGACCGCCGUUGGGGCAUUGAUAAAUAGCAUGUGCUUGGCGUAUGUCACCGUGCUCGUGGAGAGGCGGAUGCUGGAAAAAGAAUACAGAGCUGAAGCAUACAGGGCGUACCAGAAGACAACCUCAGUGUGGGUGCCUUGGUUCAAGUCAUCUCCAAAGGGAGGAAAAGAAAAGGACACGUGAUUCUUUUCUUUCACUUUAGGGAAUAAGUUCAUGUGUACUUCAAUUAUGCUUCUUCUUUUUCUCUUGUGUUCUUAGAUCGAAGAACUUUGCAUUUAUCUGUGCAUUCUGUUGUUAAUGUGGAAGAUGAGUUGUUAGUGUCAUAGUUUUCUCAAAUGAGUUGCUGUAUGGAAUUGUAUAAAGCAUUUCUGCAUCUAGUAAACAAGUUCAUUUCCCUUUC
This is a messenger RNA of Rhododendron vialii, 1303 nucleotides long. RefSeq lists its product as uncharacterized. Lineage: Eukaryota; Viridiplantae; Streptophyta; Magnoliopsida; Ericales; Ericaceae. Gene Ontology annotation, cellular component: membrane. Gene Ontology annotation, biological process: lipid metabolic process. The record is from RefSeq and is a predicted model, not a curated record. The transcript is spliced from 3 exons. Gene Ontology annotation, molecular function: oxidoreductase activity, acting on the CH-CH group of donors. The coding region runs from base 52 to 1086 and encodes 344 amino acids.